AUGAUGUUGAAGGUGAAAGAACAAAGGAACGGCGAAUAUUUGAGUAUGGCUGAGGACAUUAUGAAGAAGGCUGAGGUCGACCCCUCGGUAAACAACUGCCAUUGUGGGUGUUCUUGUUGCCGCAAAAUCGGAACCUCGAGUAUUGGGUUCUGAUCAGGGCUGGCUUGAUUUGAUUGGGAGGCAUGUUCUUGAACUCUUUGCCUCAGCUUGGAGCAAGAUUUAGUGUGAGAAAACAUCUAAGGCUCUUAAAAAAAUAACGUAAAAGAAUUUGUUUACAAGAGCGAAUCAAAGUUCGUCAGAACAAUAAGAAGUUAUUUCUGCUGAAAGUGAAAAAGGGAGAAUCGAGUUAGGGUUUCAAAAGUUCCUAGAAAGAAGUGAUACUCGCUGCAAAAGGCUUGGAUUAGUUUAUUUUACAAAACUUUCCAAAGAUCCUGUUCUCCUCAUAACUUUCAAGUUAUUUCGCAGAAAUAUAAAAAAAAACCACUUGCCAGAAAACCGGCGAGUGGUCAGCGGCAAGCACGACUUCAGAUCUCCGCCACUCGAUCCGCCAUCGAGUGCCAUCGACUUUUUCUUCCAUCGCCUCACCCUAAAAUUGUUUGCAUUCAUGCGUGCGAACGUUUUUGGUGGAUUACGAAGAUAACUAAAAAAAAAGAUUUUUUUUUUAAAGAAAAAGCAUCAAGGACUGUACGCUUACAAACUUUGAUCAUGUCUCAGAAAAGUUUAGGGGGCUCCUAUAGGAAGAAAAAUGUGGUCAUUUGUAGGUGUGGUCUUUCAACCCCUAUCGCGUUAUAUCGGGGCUCCAAAAUGGCCAAAUCCAUAUAAGGACCCCUAAACUUUUCUCAGGUCAAGUUAACAAUUUGGCUUUGUAUUUGCGUCGCGGUCUAUUGCGGCCAACACAGCUGACCGCACAGAGCGGUGGCAAGACAUUUUAUUCUUGGUAGAAAUUCGCAGGUUUUCCUUUUCAAGAGCGCUUCUAAGCGUUUAUAGCUAGCUUUUUUCACAUUGUAUUCUUCAAGCUGAGAAUAUUCCGUAAAUUUCUAAAGCUAUUAUCUCUAUUAUGAAAAUAAGAACAUGUUUUUCUUUGUUUUUAAAUAUCCUUUUUGCUUCGAGGUGUUGAUACCUGAAUUUUACACCCCCAAUCUCAAUUUUUUUUGCACUCGCCCACAAAUUGGCACUCCAGUCAGAUAUGAUAGGCUUCAGACGUUAACCAGUAUCGCGCAGUGAGGCGAGCAAAGUUGGGCGGGGCCUAUUGUUAUGGGCGACGACAGCCGGCCUGAAUCAAGGUUUCCGAGUUUGGCUGAAAUUCCAGUACAAGCGGCCGCCUGAUGAGCCUUGGCACGUGUGUAUGAGUGAUGAGGCGUCGCCGUCGCCGUCUUCGUUUCUCCACGACGUCCAAGAAAUCGUACGGCGUCAGGUAGAGUAAUAAGAAUCGAACUAUUUAUUAUUUUUUUUUUAUUACUCUCAGCUUUUACGAAACGUCUGCCUUUCCGAUGUAUUUUCAGUGUUAUUAUUCUUUUCUGUGCUUAGAUUUUACACAACCUACUGUGAGAGUUUUCGAGUCGAAGCGGGGCUGAUAGCCUUAGAAAAGAGCACGCAGACGCAUUUGUGGCUGAUAGCCUUAGAAAAGAGCACGCAGAUGAGCGGCGCCUCAACAUUCAAAAUUCAAAAACUGAACAGACUUUAUAUGCUCAGCGCUUUGGUAACGAUAUCGAUGUCGAUUUUUUUUUUCGUUUUAAACGAAGUUUAUAAAAUUAGAUUCUUUCUAAUAAAACUUUUGUUAGGUUAAAAAGAAAGGUUUUCACUAUGCUCCCCCAAUUUUCUCCGGGUUGAUUCAGUAUUGCGUUUUUACGAAAACAACGAACACAUAAUCUGAAAAACCAAUGCAUUUUUCAAUCGCGAAAAGGGGCGGGGAUUUACGGUCACUACCUAUCAGUGAAUCCAACAGCUUCUCAACAAGAAUUUUCGGUGGUCUCUCUUCUUUUUGAGGAAUAAAGUAAAUUCAUAGAGUUAUCCUGAAAAUAGUUUUCAUAAUAUUAUUAUUGUACUCAAUAUUUUGAUUCAGAACAAUUCCUCUUCCACUCCACAGCUCCGAGAGCUCGCAGUCCUUCCGCCAAUUCACCCGAAAUCGUCCCCUGUGACUUCCGCUUCUCUUUCCGCUCCAAUAUAUGAGUCACGGACAAAAAGAAUCUUUGAAGACGACGUCGAUUCUACCAAACAACCGCUGUCCCCAACGUCAUCUCAAAGAACCAACUUCUCCUCGGCCUCUGGGGACCGAGACGACGAUUUUUUCGACGCCACCGACGAUCCGCCACGUUUGCCCAGUACGAUUGUGACCUAAGGCGAUUUAUUUUUAAUUUCAGAGAAUGUUUAGACACGCCGGACCUGCAGGUGGAACUCGACUCCUGUACGAUCGAAGAGGUCCAGCGAAUCGUCGACAUUCUGCGGUUUCUCAGGAAAAGAAAAAAACAAAAUAUUCUCCCCUUUAGAAGUUUUGCGGCCCCUCUGAUCAGCGUCGAAAUCGUAUUGAGUUCUAUCAAAGAGGUUUUGCCGGCGGUUCGCGAAAAAAAAAACUUCUUCGAGCCAAAAAAGAGUAUUUCAGUCAGGAGACGGGUGGAAAAACAUGUUGAAGUUGCUUUCUCCAAGCGGCGGCUCCAUCGAUGUUCAUGCUUUCGCCACGGCACUCGUAGAUGAAAAAAUAUCAAGAGACGCCGCUGUCACCAUGUGAGGACAUUCUGAAAUAUUCUAUCAACGCACAAAUUUUGUGUAAUUUUAGAAGUAGAAUAUAAACAAUGAAAAAAAAAUCCUUUUAAUGAGUCACUGCCAGAAAUUUUUGAUGAAUUUCCUCUAAUCUUCUCAAAAAAAAGGGAAGUGCGGAAAUGUAUUCAAUAACGUUAUUAUAUAUGAGCAUUAGCCCUUUUUAUCACUUUUUCAAGGAUAACGCUACCUGAAGAGCUCAAUUUGAACGCCGAAUCGAUAAUACCAACAUUAGCAAGCAGGGUGACGUCCUCACAAGAAAGGAGAGGCCGGAAUCGCGCACAGGUUAUUUUCAGUUUUAAAUUGUUUCUAACAAGGGAGGUCAUUUCACUUAACGGUUUGGAAUUUUUUACAAAUUUGCUCAAACACUCUUUGAAGGUCUAGAUGAAGAUCACUCAUAUUCGCUCGCAACCUGUGCAAACUUCUAGUUUUUGAGAUAUGAUUUUCCAAAGUUGCGGAAAAUGUGUUUUAGGCUUAUCUUUUCGACCUUCAAAAUUGAUUAUUUCCAAAACUAGAAGCUGGCGCGGGUUGCUUUUUUGAUGGAUCUUAAUAUAAAUCUUAAGAGGCUGUUUGAGCGAAUUUUCGGCAAUUUCCACAAAUUAAAACUACCUCAUUGUGAGGCCUAAUUCUGCUUUUAACACAAACUUUGAAAACUACUAUCUCAAGUACUAGAAGUUUGCGCAGGUAGCGACUAUGAGGGAUCUUUAUCUGAACAUUCAGAGAGUGUUUAAGCAAAGUUGUAGAAAAUUCAAAAGCGACAAGUAAAAUGACUUCCCGUGUAAAGAACAUGUUUAAGUUGAUGACCGACCUGGAAGUGAUUAUUGCGCGCAAUCCCCACCUCGACAUUGACCGUUUUGUUAGUUCAACUGCCAAAAAGGUUGAGAAUCGCACUCUAUGAAAAAAAAGAAAGAAAUGAUCAGGUGAUCGACGAAGAAGAGUUCACGACUUUGCUUCAACUAUAUGGCUUCGAGGAGCAAUUCCGAGCGUGCAAGCGGAGGAUAGUAAAGGCUUUCAGAACACACGACAAACUUUUUCAGUGAGCUUCGUUGUAACGCGGUGAUUUCUUUUUUCGUAUAAUGAGUUGCAGCUUUUCGGCGUUUGUUCAAUGUCUGGGACGCCUUCGGCCGCAGAUUCUGCGCCAGCCGUUGCCUUUUAUUCAGCACAAUGCCGUCUGGCUCAAGCCGGCCCUUCCGGUCUGUUUUCUGAAAUUCUUUUUAAAAAAUCUAUGGUUUAAGGCUAUAAACCCGAAAAGUGCGACGUCGGAAAACAGAUCAUAG
Molecule: messenger RNA, 4031 nt
Organism: Caenorhabditis auriculariae
Lineage: Eukaryota; Metazoa; Nematoda; Chromadorea; Rhabditida; Rhabditidae
Source: the annotation of a GenBank genome assembly